Myotis lucifugus (little brown bat) is the source of this 3050-nucleotide messenger RNA. RefSeq names its product zinc finger protein 3 (gene ZNF3). Bases 615 to 1955 code for a protein of 446 amino acids. Gene Ontology annotation, molecular function: DNA-binding transcription repressor activity, RNA polymerase II-specific. The transcript is spliced from 6 exons. NCBI's taxonomy places the organism in Eukaryota, Metazoa, Chordata, Mammalia, Chiroptera, Vespertilionidae. The record is from RefSeq and is a predicted model, not a curated record. Gene Ontology annotation, biological process: negative regulation of transcription by RNA polymerase II.
GCGAGGGAGGGGAGAAAGGGGCUGCGGUUCUGGCUUUGUGACUUAGCGCCCCCUCGAGCGCUCCAAGGUCCGCUGUGGCUGUAGAAGGGUCCCUGCCUUUAAAUCGCUGAUGACAGCGACGCUCACUUGGCAGUUCUCCGAGACGCUUUUCAUGGAGGUCUGCACCGUUCUUCGCGCCUGCGGCGGGAGAGGAGGUCUGAUUUUACUUCCCUGGGUCUUAGGGUUAGAGAACGAGUUCUUCGAAGUGUGUGCAUCGUUAGAACUAGGUCUGGGAGCGAGUGCAGACUCCGAUUAUGGGCGUCAUCCUCUGGCGUCCAGUAAGUCGAGUCUUUUAUGCAUUGGCAUCAACUAAAGUCAGAAUUCCCAGGAACUUGAACAGAGGCUCCCAGUAAUUGCUGCCGAGAGAUAACUCCAAAGAAGGUGGGAAAGAAUACAGCAGGUAAAGCUCUCCAUGGCUCGUUUUCACCACCAGGUCAUCUUUCUCAGUUCCCAGAAGCAGCUCCGGGGAGAGGAGUUGGCAGUGGAGCAGGUGCUUCCUCUUUCUCAUUCAGAAAACCUAUUUCCUGCUGAGUCUGCAAAUAGGAGACCAGAGACUGGAGAUUCUGGCCUUACCCAUGGAAACUCAGGCUGAUCAUGCAUCUCAGGAACCUCAGUCCCUGCUUGAGAGUGGUCUUCCUUCCUCAAAAGUUCCCACAUUUUCCAACAAGGACAGUCUGGGGGAUGAGAUGCUGGCAGCUGCACUCCUAAAGGCCAAGUCCCAGGAGUUGGUGACAUUUGAGGAUGUGGCUGUGUACUUUAUCCGGAAGGAGUGGAAGCGUUUGGAGCCUGCUCAGAGGGAUCUCUAUAGAGAUGUGAUGCUGGAGAAUUAUGGGAAUGUAUUCUCAUUGGAUGGUGAGACCAGAACUGAGCAUGACCAAGAAAUUUCUGAAGAUACAGAAUCAGAUGGGGUGCUAUUGGGAAGAUUCCAAAAGGAUAUUUCUCAGGGUCUUAAGUUUGAAGAAGCCUAUGAAAAAGAAGUCAGUCUCAAGAGGCAGCUGGGGAACUCUUCUGGAGAAAAACUGCAUAGGAAGAUACAAGAUUUUGGUCAAGUGACAAUUGAGGAAAAGCUAACCCCCAUGAUAGAGAGAAGUGAGAAAUACGAUUUUGGGAACAGCUUCACUGUGAGUUCCAACCUUAUUUCACAUCAGAGACUUUCUGUGGGAGACAGACCCCAUAAGUGUGAUGAAUGUAGCAAGAGCUUUAAUCGAACUUCAGACCUUAUUCAACAUCAGAGAAUUCACACUGGGGAAAAACCCUAUGAAUGUAGUGAAUGUGGGAAGGCUUUCAGCCAGAGCUCACAUCUGAUUCAGCAUCAGAGAAUCCACACUGGAGAGAAACCUUAUGAAUGUAAUGAUUGUGGGAAGACCUUCAGUUGUAGCUCUGCUCUCAUUCUACAUAGAAGGAUCCACACUGGAGAGAAACCUUAUGAAUGUAACGAGUGUGGGAAAACCUUUAGCUGGAGCUCCACCCUUACUCAUCAUCAGAGAAUCCACACUGGAGAGAAACCGUAUGCUUGUAAUGAAUGUGGGAAAGCCUUCAGUAGAAGCUCUACCCUCAUUCAUCACCAGAGAAUCCACACUGGAGAGAAGCCCUAUGAAUGUAAUGAGUGUGGGAAGGCCUUCAGCCAGAGCUCACACCUCUACCAGCACCAGAGAAUCCACACUGGAGAGAAGCCCUAUGAAUGUAUGGAAUGUGGAGGAAAGUUUACCUAUAGUUCAGGCCUUAUUCAGCAUCAAAGAAUUCACACAGGGGAGAAUCCCUAUGAAUGUAAUGAGUGUGGGAAAGCCUUUAGGUAUAGUUCAGCUCUUGUUCGCCAUCAGAGAAUUCACACUGGAGAGAAGCCUUUGAAUGUAAUGGGAAUGAGCAAAAGUUCUCUCAGAGUUACUGCUGAAUUAAAUAUCAGAGAGUCAACUUGAAAGAGAGCCACACACCUCUUUUUCUCACUUCUUCUGCGUCUGAAGACCCCCUGCCUUACUAUAAAAGUAUGAACAACUUAGGAUGUGUCCCUUCUGAUGCAAAUCUUCCACUUUAGAGAAUGGGGAGAAUUGGGCAAAUCAUCCUGGCACAGUAAUUAGCAACCUGGUCAGUUUCCCCAGGAACAAUACCAGCCUUAGAAAAUUAGAGGCAAGCCGCAGAUUAAGUGCUGGAAAUGGAGGGAAGCUCUGGGACCAAUCACCUUCCAUUAUGGAAGGGAGUUUGCACUAGACCGUAUUUCUCAUACCAAGGGAGCCUUUCUUCCCAAGCUGAGGGUGGAAGCACAGUAGGAGUAAAAUUCUAAGGAUUCCUCUAUUGGAGUCAAUAUAGUCAGCACAGAUGGCAGUGGAAAGAAUGUUCUGGGUCCUGUUACUGAGAAAGGGAAAAGGAAUUUCAAAUGCGUUGAAGUAACUACAAGCUGUUAGAAAAAGAAAGGGGAAAGGAUGCUGUACGUGGAAGCCACUGUUCCUAGUCCAGCUUUAAGUUUUGAUAAGGAAAUAGGGUGAUGAGGGAUUUGUUAUUUGAUUGGGGGUGAGGAGUUUCUGAAAGCAUUCUGGCAAUUUUGUUGGAGAACCAAGGACUAACUGGGAAAUAUAACUAAUCAGUAAGUCUAACAUGAGGAAAUGGAUCAAAAGCAUUUAGCAUUAGUCUUUGUUUUCUUUCCUCUUCUCUCCCUCUUCCUCACCACUCCUGUGGUAAAAAGUUAUUUAAUUCAAACCCUAGUGACUAAGGAUGCUUUUAAGGAGCUUGCUCAGCCAGCUUGCCCUGCCCCCUAUGACCUGCCCUCUGUCACAUCUGGCCCAGCAGCCAAACUUCUGACCCCACCUCUGACUUCAACAGCAGAGUAUGAAUGCAAACAAAGAGCAAAGCCCAGAGAAGGAAGGCUCUGGCCUGUGCCUGGUGGCAGGGCUCCUUGCUGGGUUAAGAUGGAGCUCCUGAAUUUACCAGCUGAAGGGAUGACCUCAUGAUGUUUUCCCAAUCCUGCUCAUCCUGUAGCAUAAAUGAAGUGCACUAUUAAACAGAAUAGUUUUUCAGAA